Molecule: messenger RNA, 525 nt
Organism: Capsicum annuum
Lineage: Eukaryota; Viridiplantae; Streptophyta; Magnoliopsida; Solanales; Solanaceae
Exons: 2
Coding region: 1-525 (174 amino acids)
Molecular function (GO): nucleic acid binding; zinc ion binding
Source: RefSeq, a predicted model, not a curated record
AUGAAAAAUCAUGAAGCUCGCCCCACUGGAUCUGUUCCACUUCCUGAAGUGAAUAUUGUAGCAGCACAUGUUCAACCUGAAAUAAGGCAAAAUUAUUAUCGCAAUCGUGAUCGAGGCCAUGGUCGUGGACGUGGGCGAGGGCGUGGUAGAGGACGAAAAAAUUAUCGUCAUAAUGGCGGAAAUAAACAAGAGAAUAAUAAAGGUUCUCAAAAUAAUUCUUCAAAGGGUAAAGUUAAUAUUUGUCACCGAUGUGGUAUGAAAGGUCAUUGGGCACGUGUUUGUCGUACGCCUGAUCAUUUUGUCAAACUUUAUCAAGUUUCCCUUAAAAGAAAAGAAAAUGAUGUGGAAAUCAUGCCUUCACGAAGAUAUAAUGGUUGUAGGAAUUCAGCUGGAACCUCUGUCCUAAUUAGGGCAAAUGCUAAGGAAGUUCACCCUACUCACGGAAUACAAACUCAAUAUAGGGUCCGUACUCCUAACUAUGCUGCUGCUCCCGGGGUUCCAUGGAUCCCUACUAGUCCUCCUUGA